AUGCGCAUCAAGAGAAACGCUGACGCAUCGAACCUUGAUCAGGCGGACACCGCUACCGAAGAGGCCGAUGCGACGGCGACUGAAGCCUGCAGGGACCCGUCAGAGGGAGAGCUUCAUGAGAUGCUGCACGGCAUCACGGGCAGUGGUACGGAGAGAAACGAGAUCAAGCAUUCAUACCUUAACAACACAUGCCCUGGGUCACCUUUGAACCGUUAUCAGGAGCCUCUCAAGUCCAGAGCGCUAUGUCCUUUUGUCAUGGAGACAGAUACAGAUGUAGAGAGAUACCCGCAAGACAUCCUUUCCGCGAGAUGCGCGUGCCCUGAUUGUAUUAACCCUUACAUCAAUGACUUCAUUAGAAACCCAGGCGUUGACUGCAAGCCAGUUGUACGCGAGAUGGAGACGCUUAGACGCGGACAAUGUGUGGGUGGUGUCUACCGUUAUGAGAAGCAGACAACCAAAGUUCCAGUGGCUUGUGUAUGUGCCAGGAGGCUUGCAGUAUGA
This is a messenger RNA of Strongylocentrotus purpuratus (purple sea urchin), 501 nucleotides long. RefSeq names its product interleukin 17-like protein. The transcript is spliced from 3 exons. The record is from RefSeq and is a predicted model, not a curated record. Gene Ontology annotation, molecular function: cytokine activity. NCBI's taxonomy places the organism in Eukaryota, Metazoa, Echinodermata, Echinoidea, Camarodonta, Strongylocentrotidae. Gene Ontology annotation, cellular component: extracellular region. Bases 1 to 501 code for a protein of 166 amino acids.